UAACAUCCUCAUUCAUAAAGGGGUUUUAAAAUUAGCCGAUUUCGGAUUAUCACAACGCAUCGUUCAAUCAACCAGGUCUAGAACUACAAGUAAAAUUCUUGGAAUAGUGCCAUAUAUCGACCCUGAGUGCUUCAUGCAAGAGGAUGAUCAAGACGGAAUAUCUCGUAGACGUAGAAUAAAUAAAAAAUCAGAUGUUUAUAGUGUUGGUGUUCUUUUGUGGGAAAUAUCAAGCGAAAGGCCACCAUUUGAAGGUUAUGAUCUGACGACCCUACCAUCCAGGAUAAUAGAAGGUCUGAGAGAGAAACCAAUUCCUGGUACAAAUGAAAGAUAUAUUGCCAUUUAUGAAAGGUUAAACGAUAUUGUCAACCCUUUUUAUAAAGAUCUUUCUUAUCAUGAUGUCCCAGUUAGUGAAAUUGAUAUAUCUGAAUUUAGAGACUUCUUUAAGGAAUAUGUCAAUACUAUUUUCGAUGAACCUUUGACAGUUCCACCAACUCCAGAAUCUCAUGCCAAUGAACAAGAUCCUAAAGCUACCUUUAUAAAUGAACUUUACUUGAAUUUUUGUAACAUGUUUAACAAAGGUAUGUCCGUUCCUAGGACAAUUAAAAAAUAUAUAUCUAAAAAUGGAAAAUCAGAAAGUGUUGUUUUAAAUUGGUUAUAUCUUAAAAAUGAGCCAAAAUAUGUUUGUCUUCGCGGAAUAUUCUAUAUGUGGAAUAUUGGUACGGAAGAAGAAAAUAAGAUGGAUGUAUUUAGUUUAUUCCUCGAUGCUGGAAAUAGAAAUGAUGCGGUUGCACAAUAUUUUAUUGGAAGAUUUUUCGAAGUUGGUUGGAACACCAAGAAAAAUUUGAAAAAGGCAGUUGAAUGGUAUAAUAAGGCAAUUAAAAAUGGAUCCACAGCAGCGGAACGAAUACUUGGAGAUUAUU
Molecule: messenger RNA, 920 nt
Organism: Racocetra fulgida
Lineage: Eukaryota; Fungi; Glomeromycota; Glomeromycetes; Diversisporales; Gigasporaceae
Source: the annotation of a GenBank genome assembly